AUGAAUCUAUUACAAUCAGGACUAUUGACCAUAUUUACAGCAUCAACAUCAUCAUUAAUCUAUUGUCUUUGUUUUAAUAAUUUAAAUAGAAAAUUUCAUUUAUUAAUACGAAUUAUGAAUCCGAAACGAUAUUUGUCUCAUUUCAGUUUUUGGCAAUUACAAUUUAUUUGUUCCGAACAUAAUCGUCUUACUGGUUAUAUAAUAUGUACAGAUCGUGAAAAAUGGAAUAUGGCAUUAUGUAAAUUUCUUAUGGUUGGAAUACCGAUGAAUGUAUGUUUUAUGUGCGUUAUAAUAUUCGGUAAUCCGGGUCAAAGUGAACAAAUGUAUUAUUUAUUAAUAACGAUAUUACAUGCAUUCAGUUCGAUUUUACCCACAGUAUCAUUAGCUCAUAUUUAUAAUUAUAUUAAGAAUAUCCGAAAAUACAUUUCAAGAACUAUUCCAUAUUUAGGACAUUUACGUUUGAAAUUAAAAUAUGAAGAACUUUAUGGUCGUCUUAUGUAUGGUAAACCAUAUUGUUUUACAUUCGGUUAUAUUGGUCCUGUUACCUACACUACCCUUUCUCAGGCUUUGACAGCUUAUAUUUUAAUAUUUAUUUUGGUUACAAAUUGUUAUCUGAAAAAUUUUAAUAUUUUCAAGACUGAAUGUCUUGUAAUAAGGACAUUUCAACAUUUGUCAUUGGGGCUGUCAACAAGAAUGUUCAUACGUAUUCAUGAAUUUAGUUAUGGCCAAAUUAAACAAUUGGUCGAACGUAAAGAUGAUUAUCGUUUACGUUUGUUGUAUCGAUUUGAAAUGGCCAUCAUAAUAUUAACUAUUGUUCGUGUUAUGGCUAUUAUGUUGAUGCUUAAAUGGCCGGAUUUAUUUCCUUUAUAUCGAUAUGAUCAUUUCGGCAAUUUUAUUUGGAGAUAUCGUGAUAUUUAUGAUGAAUUUUUAUUAUUCCUGUUAAUAUUGGUACUUUUAAUCAUUGUUGUAGGUUUGCAUACAUUUUAUCUUUGUGAUAAACAAACAUUGGCGUUUCAAGUUCUUUACGAUAUAAUGGUUAUAAAUUUGGAACAUUAUCACAAAUGUCAUAUUAAAAAUCCGCUAAUCAUACGAAAUGCAAUCGAAUUUCGGCGACAAAAAUAUCUCCGAAAACGUAAAGGAUCGAUCAUACCGUUAUUUAUAUAUAGUCNAUAUUGCUGGCUAAAAGCAUGGUUUGAUUCUUGGCUCGAAAUGGAAUCUUUUCGAAUGAAUCGAAGAAUGUUCAUCAAAAAUCCAAUGAAAUUAUUUACAAAAGCACCAGUGCGUGCAAGAGUUUAUCUUGGAUUUUACAUGAUCAUACAAGAUGGAUUUAAUUUCAUUCUUCAUUUAAUUACAAUGAUAUUUGCCUUUUUUAUAACAGCAAUUUUCGUGAAAGAAUUUCAUGAAAAUUUCGUUGAAAGUUUCGGAACAUGGGUUAUCGUUAUUAUCGAUAUAACUACAUUAAUUAACGGGGCAAUGAAUCUAUUACAAUCAGCAUUAUUGACAAUAUUUGCGGCAUCAACAUCUUCAUUAAUCUAUUGUCUUUGUUUUAAUGAUUUAAAUAGGAAAUUUAAUUCAUUGUUCAUUGGUCAAAAACAAUAUUUUUCUAAUUUCCGUCUUUGGCAAUUACGAUUUAUUUGUUUCGAACAUAAUCGUCUUAGUGGUUAUAUAAUAUGCACAGAUCGUAUGAAAUGGAGCAUGUCAUUAUGUCAAUUUCUUAUGGUUGGAAUACCGAUGAAUGUAUGUUUCAUGUGCGUAUUAAUAUUUGGCCAUCCAAGUCAAAAUGAAAAAUCUCUUUAUAUAUUCAUAACUGUAAUACAUGCAUUCAGUUUAAUUUUACCCACAGCAUCAUUAGCUCAUAUUUAUAAUUAUAUUAAACAAAUUCGAAAAUAUAUUACAAGAGGUAUUCCAUAUUUAAGACAUUUUCGAUUGAAAUUAAAAUAUGAUGAUCUUUAUGGUCGUCUUAUGUAUGGUAAACCAUAUUGUUUUACAUUUGGUUAUAUUGGUCCUGUUACUUACACUACCCUUUCACAGACAUACAUUGAUAAACAUUGAAACAAUAUGUUCUUAAAUAUUCGUGAAUUUAGUUAUGGCCAGAUUAAGCAAUUGAUCGAACAAGAAAAUGAUUAUCGUUUACGUUUGUUGUAUAGAUUUGAAUUCUUUAUGAUAGUUUGUUAUUAUUUUCGUUGCAUUGCCAUCAUAAUUAUGUUGAGAUGGCCAGAUAUAUUACCAUUAUAUCGAUUUGAUAAUUUGGCGCUUUUUGUCUGGGUAUAUCGAAAUAUUUAUAAUGAAUUUGUUGUAUUCAUUUUGUCUUUGAUGGCAAUUCUAUGCCUACUCGGCUUACGGGAAUUCUACCUUUGUGAUAAACAAACAUUCGUGUUUCGAGCUAUUUACGAUUUAAUGGUUCGCAAUUUUGAAAAUUAUCGUAAAUGUUUAAAAAAUCCAAUUGCCAUUAAAGAUUCAAUCGAACUUCGACGGCAAAUAUAUCUUCGACAACGUAUGACUGUUAAUGGAUUGAUCAUACCGAUGUCUAUAUUUAGUCGAUAUUGUUGGCUAAAAGCAUGGCUUGAUUCUUGGAUCGAAAUUGAUUUUUUUCGAUUGGAUCGACAAAUGUUCAUCAAAAAUCCAAUGAAAAUAUUUGAUAAAACACCAGUACGUACAAGAGUAUAUCUUGUUCAGUGCAUUAUCAUACAAAAUGGAUUUUUUUUUAUUUUUCAUUUGUUUGCAUGUAAGUUUUUUUAA
This is a messenger RNA of Dermatophagoides pteronyssinus (European house dust mite), 2739 nucleotides long. RefSeq lists its product as uncharacterized. NCBI's taxonomy places the organism in Eukaryota, Metazoa, Arthropoda, Arachnida, Sarcoptiformes, Pyroglyphidae. The record is from RefSeq and is a predicted model, not a curated record.